AUGAAGCAUCUCAAUCAUGCCAAGAAUGACCAAGAUUCCCAAAAGCUUCUUAUCUACCAAUGGUGCCCUAAGGAUUAUAUAUACACCCUAUAUUGUUGUCCUUUAUCGCCAGUUCAACUGGUUAAGGAUGUACAAAAACUUAAACUUGAUUGCCCUUCAACCCUUAAACCAAGGCAUUGCAUGAUCCAUUGUUGUUACAAUGGCUUAGUUAUUAUCGAGAUUUGUGAUAACAAUCAAUUCAUAUAUCUGUUGUGGAACCCCUCCAUAAGAGAAUCAAUAGUACUCCCCCCUCUAGGAUGUCCCUGGGAUGGAGGUUCUCGUUUUGGUUUGGGUUAUGACUCAAGCAGUGGUGGGUAUAAGAUCCUUCAUAUGCACCAGAACACACAUCGUCCCAAAUAUCCUAAUGAAAUUCUUGCGUUGAAAGGUGGCUCUUGGAGAAGCAUUGAUGAACAUCCUUGUGCCAAUCGUCGUUGGUUUUAUGCCAUGGAUUAUUUGCCAUUUAUACAUGCGGCAUUUCAUUGGAUCGAGGUUUCAAGAAAUUUAUUUGUGGUGUUUUCGUUUAAUAUUUCAAAUGAAGUGUACGGAGAGAUACCUUUGUCUGAGGAAAUAGUAAGCUUAACGUCAGGCCCCUACAAUGUUGGCAUUUCUGUGUUGGAAGGAAUGCUUUGUGCUCAUUCUAAGUCAUUUUUUACGGGAAAGUCUACUUUUAAGGUAUGGAUAUUGAAAGAAUAUGGUGUCAAGGAAUCUUGGAUGCCAUUGUUAACUAUAGUAAAAGAUAUUCCAUUUUAUAAUGCCUCACCGAGAUAUAGGUUUUUGGAUGGUGAAGUGUUAUUCUGGUGCGUGAAUCUUGUAACUAGAGGGCACGCAUUUAGGACGGUCAAUAAACCAUUUAGAUCAUGGUCUCGAUGGGUAACUAGAGGGCAUGCAAUUAGGACGGUCGAUAGACCAUUUAGAUCAUGGCCUCGAUGUGAUAAGUCUCAAGGUGGACAUGUUUUUACAGAAAGAUUGAUAUCUCCAAAAUCACUUACUUAUUAG
This is a messenger RNA of Solanum verrucosum, 1035 nucleotides long. Its product is annotated as F-box protein CPR1-like. The record is from RefSeq and is a predicted model, not a curated record. NCBI's taxonomy places the organism in Eukaryota, Viridiplantae, Streptophyta, Magnoliopsida, Solanales, Solanaceae. The coding region runs from base 1 to 1035 and encodes 344 amino acids. The transcript has a single exon.